Messenger RNA from Candidozyma duobushaemuli, 1890 nucleotides. RefSeq names its product DEAD/DEAH box helicase. Gene Ontology annotation, molecular function: DNA binding; ATP binding; hydrolase activity. The transcript has a single exon. Lineage: Eukaryota; Fungi; Ascomycota; Pichiomycetes; Serinales; Metschnikowiaceae. The coding region runs from base 1 to 1890 and encodes 629 amino acids. The record is from RefSeq and is a predicted model, not a curated record.
AUGUCCGACCUUAUACCACGGAUCACAAGCAGGAACACAGGUGACAAAGUGCUUAUUUUGGCUCACAAGCAAGAGCUCGUCAGGCAAGCAGCUAUCACGAUUCAGAGAAUCAAUCCCGAUUUAGAAGUCUGUAUAGAUAUGGCACAAUCCAAGCCGGAUCUAGAAAGCAUCGAUGUUGUCGUAGCAUCUGUGCCCACAUUGGUCUUCAAAAGCAGGUUAGAAAGGUAUAAGCCGGGGGAUUUCAAGGCUAUAAUUUUAGAUGAGUGCCACCAUGCCACUGCUAAUUCAUGGACGAAGAUUCUCAACUACUUUGGUGCAUUAGAGAAAGAGCCCAAGAUAUAUACCAUUGGAUUUACUGCUACCCUCGAGAGGGCCGACGGCAUGAGCUUGGGCAAAGUCUUCGAGGAGAUUGUCUUUGAAAGGAAUCUCAUAACCAUGAUCAGGGCAAGAGAGCUAUGCGACGUCAGAUUAUCCAAGAUAGAGGUUUCGAUUGAUUGGAGCAAAGUGCGGUCUUCAGGGGGCGACUUUGUUCAAAAAGACCUUUCAGAAGCUGUCAACAAAGACGACAUAAAUGUCAUGGUUACUCGGGGAUUCAUGCAACUCAAGAAGAAGUACAACUACAAAUCCACUUUGAUCUUUUGCGUGGAUAUUGAGCAUUGCAAAACACUUUGCGGGGUCCUCCGGAAGAAUGGUAUCAAGGCUCAGUAUGUAACUGGUGAGACGGUUCAUCACGAAAGAAGGGCAAUUUUGGACGAUUUCCGCAGUGGUGAGAUUGAAGUUCUCUGCAAUGUUCUUGUUUUCACCGAAGGGACCGACAUACCGAAUAUCGAUUCCCUCGUUUUAGCACGGCCGACAAAGUCGAGAAAUUUGUUGAUACAAAUGAUUGGACGAGGAUUGAGGCUUCACCAAGAGAAAGACGUUUGCGACGUAAUUGACAUGGUGGAUGCCACUAAACAUGGCUUCAAUACCAUCCCUACGCUACUUGGAAUGGAGUCUGCUAUGAGAGUGGCAGGUAAGUCCGAACUGCAGAUCGAUGAAAGCAUGGAGAGACUUUUGGAAGACACCAUUUUGCAUAAUCCUCGAGAGAAGGCCAGAUUGAAAAAGGUGGACCUCAUCGUUCAAUUGCAAAGGCAACUCAGUAACUUGGAAUUGAGUUUUCAGACGAUAGAAGGGUUUGCAGACAUCGAAAGGAGAGGUGACGUGGAAGAGGUCCAAGAGGACAUAAACCGCAUCAUCAGGGAAAGCAAACUUCCUUGGGCAAGAUUCACAUAUGAUCAAUGGGGCAUUACUGUUGGUAAAAAGAAUUUUAUGUUGGAGCGUUGUCCUGACCAAUUUCAAUUUUAUGAGGUGAGCUAUGCGACCAUGAGCAGAUUGAUAGCCAGUGGUUUCAAGGCCCAUCGGUCACAUGUAAAUGUUAUUCGCCAAUCGAAAAGCAUUAAAGAGUUGGUACUAGACGCAGAAAACAUGCUCUACAGCAGGCUUGUUGUACUGGAGCAUAUGAAAAGGCCAGCUACGAGUAAACAAAUCGCAUUCAUUGUCAAGAAGCUCAAGAAUAAAGUGGAGCUGCUAUAUGGAGGGACUCCAGAAGAGCUUGCCGAGAAACUCAAGCCGUGGCGGAUGAUCCGUGCUGCAAAUUUAUGUUUUGCGGUAAAGGUGUCUGUCAAUUGUCUUUGGGUCAAAUGGGAGCUUGCAAGGCUUUUUGGCUACAGCGAGAAUACCAAGCUCAGGAUGAAGAAGAGAUUGAAUAAGGUUGAUAAAAAGCUAGCAUCCGACCAGUAUCUACCUGAGGGCCCUCAAUUUCAAGGCGCUCCAAUUGUUGAAAAGUCUUUCCCUUCCGCUUCUGAAGAACCUUCAUCGCCUUCGUCGAAGCCGGAAUCGCCUUCAAGCUAA